Messenger RNA from Pisolithus orientalis, 732 nucleotides. RefSeq lists its product as uncharacterized. NCBI's taxonomy places the organism in Eukaryota, Fungi, Basidiomycota, Agaricomycetes, Boletales, Pisolithaceae. Bases 1 to 732 code for a protein of 243 amino acids. The record is from RefSeq and is a predicted model, not a curated record. The transcript has 5 exons.
AUGGAUCUCCCCAACAAUUCCAUUGUAAAUCCUCUUGCACCUCCGCCCACUUGGCGGAAAAAGGGUGGGGGCCACAGUGCUGGUCAGAAUGCAAAACUGAAGUCCAAUGUUGCCCCACCACCCUAUGUGCCUCCCAUUGUGAAUGGUCCUAGCUCAGCUGAUAUGCCUCUGAAUUCCAUCCCUCAGUCUUCAACAGCAGUAGCGACACCUGUCUUCCAUCAGCACCCCACAGACUCCCAUCACUUUGGUUUCAGUGUUCUGGCUCAACAGCCAGGUCAUAUCAUGCCUCCUGGGAUGGAGCCUGACCUUAAAGUGCUCAAUAAUCCUUAUAUUGCCAUGAUUCAGGGAGACCAAGGUCCACCACCUGCUACCAUCCCUGACUCUUGUAUCGACCCCUCCCUUGAUAGCUUGCUCUCAUCGAGACAAACUUCAGCAACCACUGACAUUUGCCACAAGAGUUCAGAGAAGCUGUCAUCAGAGGGCUCCUCAGAAGAGGAGUCAGAGUCCUUGAGUAAUAACCCACCAGAUGCAGAGGCUGGUGAGGUCUCUGACAAUGAGUUUGACAAAGAUGAGGACGAUGCAUUUGGAUGGGGUGCAAUGAAUCUUAGGCAAUCAACUCAUCCUGGAUUCUCCCAAGAAAUGAUGACAAGCAAUCCUAUUUACCACAAUUCCUUACCCCCUGACCACAAGUUUCAGUACUCACACAAUGAGGAUGACAAUGCAGCUCUGUGA